GAGCUGGUUUCCAAUACCUGGCUGUUUUGCAGGCAUAUAGAACCGAAAACAACGGAAGUGGUAGUGAAAAAAUGGAAAAUAGCAUAACCACAAUUUCUCGUGAAGAACUGGAAGAACUAAAAGAAGCGUUCAGUAAAAUAGAUAUAGACAACAGUGGAUAUGUCAGUGAUUAUGAACUUCAAGACCUUUUCAAAGAAGCAAGUGUUCCUCUGCCUGGGUACAAAGUACGAGAAAUUGUAGAAAAAAUUAUAGCCGUUGCGGAUAACAACAAGGAUGGCAAAAUCAACUUUGAAGAAUUUGUAUCAGUUAUCCAAGAAUUAAAAAGUAACGAUAUUAGCAAAACAUUCCGAAAAUCAAUAAACAAAAAAAAGGGAAUUACUGCAAUUGGAGGAACAUCCCCCAUCUCCAGUGAGGGGACCCAACAUUCUUACUCAGAGGAAGAAAAGGUUGCUUUUGUUAACUGGAUAAAUAAAGCUCUGCAAGAUGACCCUGACUGUAAACAUCUUCUCCCCAUGGAUCCAACAGAUGGCAGUCUUUUUAAGUCGCUUGCUGAUGGCAUCCUCCUUUGCAAAAUGAUAAACUUAUCCCAACCAGAUACAAUUGAUGAGAGAGUCAUUAAUAAGAAGAAGCUUACCCCAUUUACUAUCUCUGAAAAUCUAGAUCUUGCACUGAAUUCUGCAUCAGCUAUUGGUUGUACAGUAGUCAAUAUUGGAUCACAAGAUCUAAAAGAAGGGAAACCACAUUUGGUGUUAGGACUGUUGUGGCAAAUUAUUAAGGUUGGGCUGUUUGCAGAUAUAGAAAUCUCCAGAAAUGAAGCUCUUAUUGGUUUGCUAAGUGAUGGCGAAGAAUUAGAGCAAUUAAUUAAACUGUCUCCAGAAGACCUCCUGCUGCGUUGGGUUAACUACCAUUUGGACAAUGCUGAAUGGAAGAGAAUAAAUAAUUUUAGUCAAGAUAUAAAGGACUCAAAAGCGUACUAUCACCUGCUUAAGCAAAUUGCACCUAAAGGAGACAACAGUGGGGAGACUGCCAUUGAUAUCGAUCUUUCAGGUCUCAAUGAGAAAAGUGAUCUGAAGAGAGCUGAAUAUAUGCUUCAACAAGCAGAGAAAUUGGGCUGCAGACAGUUUGUGACUCCAGCAGAUGUAGUUUCAGGCAACCCCAAACUUAACAUGGCCUUUGUUGCAAAUCUCUUUAACACAUACCCUGCCCUGCACAAGCCUGAAAGCACUUCUUAUGAUGUUAAUUUGCUAGAAGGAGAAAGUAAAGAAGAAAGGACAUUCCGAAACUGGAUGAACUCUUUGGGUGUAAGCCCUUAUAUUAACCAUUUGUACAGUGACCUUGCUGAUGCGUUAGUAAUCUUCCAGCUCUAUGAAAUGAUACGUGUACCAGUUCAGUGGAAUCAUGUCAACAAACCACCAUAUCCUGCACUUGGAGGAAACAUGAAAAAGAUUGAAAACUGUAACUAUGCAGUGGAACUGGGAAAGACAAAAGCCAACUUUUCCUUAGUCGGCAUUGGUGGACAGGACCUCAAUGAAGGCAACCCAACAUUGACACUGGCAUUAGUGUGGCAGUUAAUGAGAAGGUACACUUUGAAUGUACUGUCAGACCUUGGAGAGGGAGAGAAAAUAAAUGAUGAAACUAUUAUUAAAUGGGUGAAUCAAACUCUUGCUAAUUCAAAUAAGAGUACUUCAAUAACUAGUUUCAAGGACAAAUCUAUUAGCACCAGUUUACCUGUGCUAGAUUUAAUAGAUGCCAUCGCGCCAAAAGCUAUCCAUUCAGAAAUGGUCAAGAGAGAAAAUCUUUCUGAAACAGACAAGUUCAAUAACGCUAAAUAUGCUAUUUCAGUUGCUCGAAAAAUUGGUGCUUGUAUAUAUGCCCUACCAGACGACUUGGUAGAAGUGAAGCCAAAAAUGGUUAUGACAGUAUUUGCAUGCUUGAUGGGAAGAGGACUGAACAGAAUAAAAUAAAGAUUUUUUUCACAUUUUCUGCCAUGAUCAACACAAUGAAUGCCUCACUGUUUACAGACUAAUGACAAUAUGUAGCUGUAAAACCAGAGAUAAUUUAUAUGCACAAAUGUGGAGAUGUAUAGAGAGAUUAUUUACCUAACUCAAUUGUUUAUACUUAAGGUUUCAUCUGAAAAUUUUUGUAUUAUAUUAGUAGUUUGUGAAAUAACAUUUUAAUGCAGUAAUCAUCAUGUUA
Euleptes europaea (tarantolino) is the source of this 2196-nucleotide messenger RNA. RefSeq names its product plastin 1 (gene PLS1). The transcript is spliced from 16 exons. Lineage: Eukaryota; Metazoa; Chordata; Lepidosauria; Squamata; Sphaerodactylidae. Gene Ontology annotation, molecular function: actin filament binding; calcium ion binding. Bases 72 to 1964 code for a protein of 630 amino acids. Gene Ontology annotation, biological process: actin filament bundle assembly; actin filament network formation. The record is from RefSeq and is a predicted model, not a curated record. Gene Ontology annotation, cellular component: cytoplasm; actin filament; actin filament bundle.